AUGUCGACCAAGGUGCGUCUUCGCCGACCCAUGCCGCCUGAGCAGAACGAGCCGCGAAAGAGUGCACGCAUUGUUUCAAAGGUUCAUACAGAGCCUAUUGUGCCCAACUCUGAAGAUGUGGCAGAGAUGGGCCGAACGAUGCUCGACCGCCUCUGCACGGUGCGUGACGCGCGUGAUGACGAGCUGCUUUGUGAGCCAUUUUUGAAGUUACCGAGCCGGAAGCAGUAUCCCGAGUACUAUGUUGUCAUUCGCCGUCCUAUUUCGUUUGCUGAAAUACGCUUAAAACUCAAGCAGAAAGAGUAUGGCACGUUCCUGGAGCUCAAGCAGGAUCUGGAGCUCAUGUGCAACAAUGCCAAACGAUUCAAUAUGAGUGAGAGUGAUAUAUAUCUCAAGGCACGAGACCUGCAUGGUCUUAUUAAGGAUAUAAGUGCGACGGUGUUCGAAGAGUGGCAAGCCCAAGCAACCGCACCCGCGUCGCCCAACGAUGAAGCAACGCCUGUGCGUCCUCACAAAAUUACACUCCGUCGACCUGUGGAAAAGGCGCAGUUGCAGGAAUCUCCACCAUCCAUACCCACUACGCCAACGCCAGCAUCUGCCCCGUCGGUGCCUGUGACGCCUUCGCCCCUUCGGGUGCCCAUCAUGCCUGUCUCUACAACUGCCGCAUCGUACGUUAUCGAGCCGCGCCGCCGAGGAGCCCCGCGAGGGAAGCGACUCAAGGUCAUGCUGCGCUGGGCCGUGCAAAACAUGAUGGCUGCACAGGAUAUGGAUGGGCACACGUACUCAGACAUGUUUUUAGAGCUACCGUCGCGGGACGAGUACCCUGACUAUUACCAAUUUAUCCAACGGCCCAUUUGUUUCCGCGAUAUUGAACGCAAACUCGAUAUGAAAGAGUACAUUAACCCACACGCACUUGUAUCGGAUAUUCGGCUUAUGCUCAGUAAUGCCCAGUUCUACAAUGAGGAGAAAUCGCAGGUUUGGAAUGACGCACAGGCGCUAUGGCGCCAUUUGGACCGUGUUUUGGUCCCGGCCCUCUUGGCCGAGGGCUUUACGCUGGAUCCCAAUGACCAUCGGCAAGCGGCGGUUCCGCCCGGUAAGCCUGGCUAUGUUCCACCGCCCACGCCGACAACGUCCUCUCCUAGCACGCAGCCUGCUCAGCCGCCUAUGGUCCGACCAGCGCCGUCUGCACCGACAGCGGCAUCACCUGCAGUAUCAGCACCAUCGACAACUUCAGCACCAGUCACCCCGGCCACACCAGCCGGGUCGGUAGUACCUGUGGUGCCCCCUGCGCCAUCCGUGACGGCUGUGCCUGCACCAGCAGUGCCUGCGAAUGUCUCACUCGAACGCGUGUGGGAAGAUUUGCAGGCCAAGGUAUGGCCGCGACAUCCUGCGACAUUCUCCGUCGCGCCCACAUGCGCGGCAGAGAGCAGAGACGCUCAACCGUGCCCCUGGACGGCGCUGCACGUUACAACCAGUGCCGAUGCACAUAUAUCAGUGCGCCUGGAAGCGUCGCAGCAUCAUAUCUUGACUCUGCCGCGCGGGACGCAUGCGACUAGUUGGCAUUGGGAUGGCAUGACUUCUGAGGAGGAAGCGGCUCGUAUCCUUGUGCGGAACGAGCCUGUGCCAAUCACACGUGAGGGCCCAGCCCUUACUCACAUCACCCACGUUGACCACGGAGAGGUACAGGCACAGCAGGCUCACGGUGCGGCCGUGCACGUAUAUAUGCAUACUGUGUAG
Molecule: messenger RNA, 1734 nt
Organism: Malassezia restricta
Lineage: Eukaryota; Fungi; Basidiomycota; Malasseziomycetes; Malasseziales; Malasseziaceae
Product: component of the RSC chromatin remodeling complex
Exons: 1
Coding region: 1-1734 (577 amino acids)
Biological process (GO): chromatin remodeling
Cellular component (GO): RSC-type complex
Molecular function (GO): protein binding
Source: RefSeq, a predicted model, not a curated record